This is a messenger RNA of Choloepus didactylus (southern two-toed sloth), 544 nucleotides long. RefSeq names its product cyclin-dependent kinase inhibitor 2A-like. Gene Ontology annotation, molecular function: cyclin-dependent protein serine/threonine kinase inhibitor activity; protein kinase binding. The coding region runs from base 15 to 413 and encodes 132 amino acids. Gene Ontology annotation, biological process: regulation of cyclin-dependent protein serine/threonine kinase activity; negative regulation of cell population proliferation. The transcript has 3 exons. Lineage: Eukaryota; Metazoa; Chordata; Mammalia; Pilosa; Megalonychidae. Gene Ontology annotation, cellular component: nucleus. The record is from RefSeq and is a predicted model, not a curated record.
GCGCAGGGAGCAGCAUGGAGCAGUUAGCAGACCGGUUGUGCGCGGCCGCCGCCCGGGGUCGGGUCGAGGAGGUGCGGGAGCUGCUCCAGGCCGGGGCACAGCCCAAUGCACCGAACCGUUUUGGUCGCUGCCCGAUUCAGGUCAUGAUGAUGGGCAGCGCCCGCGUGGCCGAGCUGCUGCUGCUCCACGGCGCGGAGCCCAACUGCGCCGACCCCGUCACCCUCGCCCGACCGGUGCACGACGCCGCCCGGGAGGGCUUCCUGGACACGCUGCUGGCGCUGCACAGGGCCGGGGCGCGGCUCGACGUGCGCGACGCCUGGGGCCGCCUGCCCGUGGACCUGGCUGAGGAGAGGGGCCACCACCACGUCGUAGGGUACCUACGCGCGGCGGUGGGGGCACCAGAGGCAGUCUAGCAGACAGUCUCGCCUUUAAGGAUAAGGAGGAGGAGAUCUGGAGGAGAUCGCGAGACACUUUGAAGAUACUUCGAAGUUGAACCCGCUGGACGUCCCACCCCCACCCCCACCCCAACCCCAUUUCUGCCCUG